AUGUCUAUAAAAGACCACGGCAAGGAUACUUCUUUAUCUAAUGAAGACAUUGCAAGUAUCGUUUCUGCUUCAACUUUCGGACACGGCGAUGACCGAUCAAAUCAAGGAUCAAGUUUUACUGCUUAUUUUAAUGUUGUCUGCGUGGUAGCUGGUACAGGAACUCUUGGACUUCCAUUUGCCCUUCGCCAAGGCGGUUGGAUAGGUCUCCUUAUUCUCUUUCUCAGUUGGAUCUUCAGUGUUUACACCGGCGUCAUCUUGAUCCGAUCCCUUUAUUCUAAGAAUAAGCGCCUGACUUCAUACCAAGAAGUAGCAGAAGCUUCCUUUGGUGCCAUAGGUGGCUGGGUGGCCUUCUUUUUCACCGCAGUCACGCUUGUAGGUGUACCUGUACUAUAUCUCCUUCUUGCCGGCCAGAAUCUCCAUUCGGUCCUUCAAGGAACAUCCGGGGAACUCACUUUCCCUAUCUGGGUUAUUAUAUGCGCUGUUCUGGUAACACUCCCGUUCGUUUGUUUCAAAUCGCUCAAAGAAAUCGGAUUUCUCUCCACAUUUGGUGUCCUUUCUACCACCGUUGUUAUCUUCAUCGUCCUUGCUGUUGCUGUCCGAGAAAAAGGCACACAAGGAGCAAAGCACCACGAUGCCGUGAUCUGGGAUCAAUUUCCUAUUGCACUUAGUUCAAUUGCCUUUAGUUUUGGAGGAAACCCAGUCUAUGCUCACGUUGAAGCUGGUAUGCGCCGUCCUCAAGAUUGGACCAAGGUAGUGACAGCUGGCCUGACUACUUGCGUGGUCUUGUAUUUCCUGACAGCAGUUCCUGGAUACUAUGUAUACGGAGUCGAUGCCCUGUCUCCAAUUUAUGACAACCUCCCUGAAGGUGGGGCCAAGAUUGCUUCGGUUAUCAUCAUCACAGUUCAUGUUCUCCUAGCCACGCCGAUUCUCCUAACCUCGUUUGCCCUGGAUCUGGAAAAGAUGUUUCAGAUAUCAACCGGAAAGUUCUCUACAAAGGUUGAAUUAGUCCUUCGUUCGGCCAUGCGUCUAGCUCUGAUGGUUAUCAUUACUGUCAUUGCCAUAUAUGUCCCAUUUUUCGGUGACUUUAUGUCUUUACUUGGUGCUUUCUCAAAUUGCGCCUUGAUCUUUAUUUUCCCCGUAAUAUUCUACUUUAAAUUGACCGGAUUCCGCGGCAAGGCUUGGUGGGAAUACAUCCUGGCUUUCUUCACAGUCUUGCUCGGGGUGGUUGGUUUGAUUUUCGGUACCAUUUCCGCAUGUCAGGCUCUUAACAAAGACUUCAAGGGUCAGGCCUGA
Messenger RNA from Phycomyces blakesleeanus NRRL 1555(-), 1293 nucleotides. RefSeq lists its product as hypothetical. The transcript has 5 exons. Bases 1 to 1293 code for a protein of 430 amino acids. Gene Ontology annotation, molecular function: amino acid transmembrane transporter activity. Gene Ontology annotation, cellular component: vacuolar membrane. The record is from RefSeq and is a predicted model, not a curated record. Lineage: Eukaryota; Fungi; Mucoromycota; Mucoromycetes; Mucorales; Phycomycetaceae. Gene Ontology annotation, biological process: amino acid transmembrane transport.